Alternaria rosae is the source of this 375-nucleotide messenger RNA. RefSeq lists its product as uncharacterized. Lineage: Eukaryota; Fungi; Ascomycota; Dothideomycetes; Pleosporales; Pleosporaceae. The coding region runs from base 1 to 375 and encodes 124 amino acids. The transcript is spliced from 2 exons. The record is from RefSeq and is a predicted model, not a curated record.
AUGUGUAUCAUGAGGUCAUACGAAACUCGCGGUCGCGGUGUCGUUGACCCACCACCGCGACGAGGAAACUACACGUCCCAUCCACCAGCCGGCGUGAUGCGUCUACCGCGCGAAUGGCGCCGGACAUCUGUCGAGAGCUUCAGCGACGACGGCCGUUACGUCGAGUACAGGCGAUCGCGAUCCCGUCCUCGUGCCAUUGAGUAUGUCGAAGAGCCUCGCAUACGUGCAAGAAGCCGUGCGAGGAGUGUAUCCAGACGCCGCGUUAGCGAUGUUGAGAUUGUCAGGCCAGCAAGGACCAGCUACAUUGACCCACGUGGAAGUGGUUAUGUGGAUGAGAGGAUUACCAGGCGAAGCGUCAGUCGAGUGAGACAUUGA